Molecule: messenger RNA, 1110 nt
Organism: Bipolaris oryzae ATCC 44560
Lineage: Eukaryota; Fungi; Ascomycota; Dothideomycetes; Pleosporales; Pleosporaceae
Exons: 1
Coding region: 1-1110 (369 amino acids)
Source: RefSeq, a predicted model, not a curated record
AUGGAGCAACGAGUCCCAACUUAUACUUCAAGCCCAUACCAGUACAUUGAGAAUUACUCGGAACCGUACGAGGCACAAACCCGCAAUACAAACGAACCGAUAACUGGAUCGUUCAAUGAACGCCCAUCUUUCCAUAACUUUGACCACGAUACAUUAGUACAUCGACCAAUGGGUACUCCAAUGGAAUUCAUGGAUAUAUUGGCACUUGAGGUAUCUUGCGGUAGCCCGCAUUCAACAAGCUCUACCAUAAGUCACUCUGAGAGCGUGUCUUCACCGCCUUACACCGGCUUCUCAGCUUACAACACCCUCGAACCAGCUUUCCACAACGUCCAACACAGUUCAACCAACCAUGCGGCUGUUUCGAAUGAACCUGAGUCUCUCUGGCCAUCCACCUACCCUGAAGUCACUUCCUGGAACUCACGACCUUAUGUUCUGCCCUAUCACGAAAUCCCCAGCUACGAACAGCGCUCCUAUCAACUGAUGCCGACUAUUUUGCCUGAACCAAGAGUAUCCGCACCCGUACCCUACCUGCCAUAUCCUAUGCCACAGCAGGAUUCCCCAACCCCAGCUGUGGAUUCUGGGGCUUUCGAUCUCUCAGGCUUCAACAACAUUGGCGAUGAAAGCGACGACCUGAGCGAUUCUGAUAGCGAUGACUCGUGGCAUGACGAACCCUCUUCAUCCAGACGCCCAAGAAGAUGGUCUUCUAGGAGGGCUCAGCCUAGAUCCAAUGUCUACAGGCUUGAGGGAUGGUCCGCCAACACAUGUACCUUCCACACAACAACCGAUCGCAGGCAUCAGUGCUUGGAAUUGAUCGGGCCCAACAAAGACACGCCUUGCCCCAAAAAGUUUCAACGACCAGAGCAUCUUCGCCGUCAUAUCAGAAGUGUUCACGGCAUUGGCCUCGUCAACGUUUACAAAUGCAAGGUUCCUGAUUGCUUUGCGCGCUUCCGAAGGAGUGACAACUUCCGCUCGCAUUAUCUCACACACUUGAGGGUUGGGAAGAGAAAGGGCAACAAUAGGAAGAUGACAUACCAGGAACUCAAGGGAAUCCUUGGUCCCAAGGAAAAGGAUCUGGUAAGAUGGAUCAAGAACAAGCUCACGCAAACCUGA